AUGCCUGUCUGCACACUUUCAGACCUCCGCAAGGAGGAUGAGCAGCGCACCAGAGAUAUGGAGAGGGGAGAGACUUCACCUCUGCUGAGAGCUGAAACGCGAAGCACGGAUAGCAACGUGACCAGUGGGGAGUCCACCUCUGUGCGCCGGACGACGGCGCUGAGGGUGCUCGAAUUGCUGUUUCCCUACUUCAGGCUGCGCUCCCUGCUCCUCCUUAUUUCAAUAGCGGACUGGGCGGUGUUUAUUACAACGCUUGCCAUGGACUCAGAGAUGCCCCUUGUCCCUUCAAGGUUUGGGAUGAUGGGAGUGGAGAUCGCCGAGCUGGCACUGAGCUGGCAGCGACUGCAGCACAGAGACCGUCUGCUAACAAACAUUGUUUCCUUCUUUGUACUCAUGGGGCUCUUCGCCUUCACGCUUAACGGCGGUUCAAUUGACCAGAUGGGUCACCUGGGAGGGUUAAUAUGCGGUUUCUCGCUUGGCAUUCUCUUCAACAAAGAUAUGUUGGAGAAGCCUGGGUGGUGGAAGUUGGCGUUUUGGGGCUCCAUAUUCUUGCUCAUUGCUCUACCGGGGUCGUGCAUUCCGGUUCUUUUCGCGGUUGAUAGGGGAUGCAGUGCAUAA
This is a messenger RNA of Eimeria maxima, 618 nucleotides long. Its product is annotated as rhomboid family domain-containing protein, putative. The record is from RefSeq and is a predicted model, not a curated record. NCBI's taxonomy places the organism in Eukaryota, Apicomplexa, Conoidasida, Eucoccidiorida, Eimeriidae. The coding region runs from base 1 to 618 and encodes 205 amino acids. The transcript is spliced from 4 exons. Gene Ontology annotation, molecular function: serine-type endopeptidase activity. Gene Ontology annotation, cellular component: membrane.